Molecule: messenger RNA, 2914 nt
Organism: Contarinia nasturtii (swede midge)
Lineage: Eukaryota; Metazoa; Arthropoda; Insecta; Diptera; Cecidomyiidae
Gene: Tre1
Product: protein trapped in endoderm-1
Exons: 5
Coding region: 1312-2397 (361 amino acids)
Biological process (GO): G protein-coupled receptor signaling pathway
Cellular component (GO): membrane
Molecular function (GO): G protein-coupled receptor activity
Source: RefSeq, a predicted model, not a curated record
AAAUCGUGUUCUUUUUGCAAUACAGUCAAAGAUCGGUCUGAUUCUAAUGUUAUGUUUUUAACGCCGUAAGUAAUAUAUAUAGAAAACAGUACAAAACACGCACCGCACUGUUUACAAGCAUGCGGUGAAUGGUAUAGAAGCAGAGACAGAGCGUACGAGAGAUAGAAAAACAAGGAAAAAGAGAGAGAGAGAAAACGUAAAGACCAAAGACAAAAUAGCGGCAGCUGAGUGAGAGUAGUGCUGUGUUAGCGUUCGUGCGACUUAGUUGCAUUUUUCAUUCGUUCGACGAUCGUCAGUCGUAUCACAUUUGCUUCAUUGGCUGCCAAAUCUUACGUGUAUUUACUGAAUUUUUGAUUUUUCAUUAGAAAUAAUAUUUUGAUAAGUGGCAUUGCGUUUGACAUGAAAUCAAUUGUAAAUUCCGAAAACCAAUCUGAUACUCUAGCGGCGAAGUGACAAUUUUAAGUGAAUUUGAUAAAAAAAAAAAACAUUAUUAUAACGACGAAUGACAUAAUAGUAUUUAUUUCAAAUACGAUAUCCACGAUUAAAAAUAGACACAUUUUUUUGUCGGUGUCAAAUCUCAAUUGAAAUGAUGUUCAAUUUUUGUUUGAUCUUUUCUAAAAUUCUGUCGGGUCAAUGAAACGAAAUUGUAGUAGUUGUGGUUUUUUUUUGGAUUAUUAACAGCGAAAACGUUAUUGAAUGUGCUGGAAACCUGUGACACGAACCCCCCUACACAAUCGUCCAAAUUUGGACCGUAAAUUCCGUUCGUUGUUCUUUUUGUUUGUGUUUAAAUUGAAUGUGGCAUCGAAAACGAAAACAGGAACUGGAAGCGUUAACACCAAAUGACAAUCAUAAAUUUAACACACUUGGCGCGUAUCAAAUGAAAUAACCGCGGAUCGGGAUAUAAAAAAAGGAAGCAUCAAUUUGUACGUGUGAUGCAUUACAAUUUAACAUAAUUGGUUUCGAUAUCCAGCACAGCGUAUCCGAAUACUGUUGCCACACACAUACACAACAUAAUUGACGUUAAAUUGAAAAGGGGCAUUCAAUUAAGUGCAAAUGUACACAUCAAAUGCCCUAAAUCAUCGUCAACAGAAGACCGCGAUAUUGGCGAGUUUCAUCGACCAACGAAAGUGAUAAAAAUGGUUAAAUGCGUUGCCAUUGCACGCAGAUGUGUUAAGUGAAUCGAACGAAAAACAAAUGUACUAACUUCAAUAUUCGAAACGAUAUUGUGUUGAACACAAUCAAAUUUAAAUUCAAAUAAAUUUCGUCGUUAAAUUUCCGAUCGUUAUCAAGAGAAAAAUCAGUUAAAUCGAAAUGAACAAUUCGUUACCGUUGAAUCUUGAAAAAUAUCAGUUUCAGACUAUCGGUAAUAUGACUUCAACAGUAGUGCUUCCGAACUCAGCCACGAUAUUUGCGGCCAUAUGUGCAUGUAUCUUUGUCGUUGUCGGUAUAGCGGGCAAUCUAAUUACGAUAAUUGCGUUGCUUCAACAUCAAAAGCUCAGAGGACAUGCAACCACUGCGUUUGUGCUAUCACUAUGCAUCUCAGAUUUGUUGUUCUGUUCGUUCAGUAUGCCACUAACGGCGAUUCGAUACAUAAACAAGGCAUGGACGCUUGGAGAGACACUAUGCAAAAUAUUUCCAGUGAUCUUUUACUCAAAUGUGGCGGUCAGUCUGUUGAGCAUGGUCGGAAUAACACUGAAUAGAUACAUUCUAAUCGCCCAUCAUCAUUUGUACGCUCGAAUUUAUCGGCCGCAUAUCAUUGCGUUGCAACUGUUUGUGGUGUGGUUUUUUGCCAUUUCAACAAUGAUACCGCCGUUGUUUAGCGUUUGGGGGACACUUGGCCUGGAUGAGAAAACAUUUUCAUGCACAAUACUCAAGAAGGACGGCAAAUCAAUAAAGAAAUUCUUGUUUUUAGUCGGCUUCUUAUUGCCGUGCAUCGUCAUCAUCAUAUCGUAUUCAUGCAUUUACUACACCGUACGAAGACAACGUCAAAAAUUAAAUAAGCAUAUAAGCAGCAGUGCGCCGAUAACUGGUGCAUCGUCGAAAUCAAUUGGAGCCGCUCGUGAACGUGAGGACAGCCGUUUAACGGCAAUGAUGUUGACCAUUUUCAUCUGUUUUCUAUUGUGUUUCCUACCAUUGACCGUGGUCAAUCUUUUCGAUGACAAACUCGAAUAUCCUUGGAUUAAUACGAUUGCAUCGGUGCUUGCAUGGGCAUCGAGUGUAAUCAAUCCAUUCAUUUAUGCGGCCAGUAAUCGUACGUAUCGGGUCGCUUACUUUAAACUAUUCUCAGCCAUGAAAUUUUGGGGCGAACCACUGAGUCCGAUGCCAAGCAAAAGUUUUUUACCCAGUAAAGGAUCCCGAGAUAACGGUUCCAAUGGAAAUUUCAAUGGCAAAGUCUAAUUUAUUCCAGAAUCGGAUCGUUCUUUUUUUGCCAUUUAAAUAACUAUAAGCAAUCAUUUGUUCUACUUUUUCACUAUUUUUCUUUUAUCGUAAAAUUCCAUACAAUCAAGUCAUAUUUGAGAUUAAAUUUGGUACUACUUUUUAAUGAGCGAAAAAUUCUAAGAAAUAUAUUAGCUUUAGAUUUUAACGAAGAAAUGACAAAGAACUGGUCAAGAAUUGAUAUCGAACAAAAAUACACCAACAAACGGUUUAUUUUUCUUCUUCAAUUUUUGCGAAUGGAUAAGAAGCAUUAUAUCAUGAUAUUUGAUGAAAGACAAUUUUUAAAUUAUUUUGAAAUAAAGUUUUGCAAGGCGGAUUAAGGAGAUUUAAGGCAGGAGAUUCCAUUAGAUUUUCAGUACAAAGCGAUUUUAUGUGUAUAUAAAGUGUAUCAGUAUAGGCUAAACUCUACUUCUAUAUUCAUUAAGUCUGGACGCCAUUCAUAAUGAGCCAAAGAAUACAUUUCGAUUUUUAAAACGAA